This is a messenger RNA of Microplitis mediator, 1348 nucleotides long. RefSeq names its product facilitated trehalose transporter Tret1-like. Gene Ontology annotation, molecular function: transmembrane transporter activity. The record is from RefSeq and is a predicted model, not a curated record. Lineage: Eukaryota; Metazoa; Arthropoda; Insecta; Hymenoptera; Braconidae. The transcript is spliced from 4 exons. Gene Ontology annotation, biological process: transmembrane transport. Gene Ontology annotation, cellular component: membrane. The coding region runs from base 1 to 1269 and encodes 422 amino acids.
AUGUCGGGUGGCGCAGCCUUCGUUUGGUCUAGUCCGACUCUGUUAAUGCUCAGAGAAGAUCCAAUAAAUGAAAAAAAUCCUCUGGGACGACCUAUCAGCGCAGAAGAAGCAUCUUGGGUUGAAUCACUGACGUCAAUGGGUGUACUUGCUGGUUGUUUAUUUCCAGGAUAUUUGGCUGGAAAAUGGGGGAGACGCGCAACUCUAUUAUCUAGCAUUGUACCAUAUCUUCUUGGCUGGUCAUUGGUUGGCGCAGGAAGAUGUAUAGAAGUUCUGUAUGCAGGGAGAUUUAUUUUAGGACUUGCAACUUCUAUCGCAUUCGCUGUAAUCCCGAUCUACUGUGGGGAAAUUGCUGAACCAUCAAUUCGAGGGAUACUUGGUGCACUAUUUCAAGUGUCUAUUACUCUUGGUGAACUAUGGGCAUUUUGUAUUGGUCCGUACGUUUCGUACGUAAGUUUAUGUAUCGCUUGUGCUGCACUGCCGAUCGCUUUUUUUAUUUCCUUCUACAUAAUGCCUGAAUCUCCAUAUUAUUUGGCGGCAAAAGAUCGCAAUGAGGAUGUUGUCAGAGUGCUGACAAGUCUACGCGGAAAGAGUGAGGAUGACGUUCAAAUUGAAGCGGACGAAAUCGAGGUUCUAAUUCAUACUAUUAAUUUCAAUGUUUAUAAUCUUAUGAAUCCAUUCUAUGUUUCAUUAGGUAGCGGUACGACUAAAUUGUUAAUCAGUGGCAUCGCUGUGGUUGUUGGUUACUUAGAAGUUAUAUUCGCAAGUGCUGGGAACACUGGUAUGAGUUCAGCGCUGGAAGCUAUCAUCGUGGGAGUAGUUCAGUUGUUGAGUUCGUGUAUCAAUCCGCUAGUUGUCGACCGAUUGGGACGUAGGGGAGCGCUCGGACUCUUCUUUUAUCUCAGAGAUGCAGCAAAAAGUGAUGUCAGUGGUAUUGGUUGGUUACCAUUAACAGCACUGAUUACAUACAUCGCAAGUUAUAGUGUUGGAUUGGGUCCUAUUCCUUGGACAAUUACGGGCGAGAUGUUUUCCCCGGAAAUAAAAUCCACGGCAUCAGGAAUAACUGUUUUUACAUGUUGUUUUAUGGCAAUGAUGAUGAGUAAAUAUUUCAUUAGUAUUGCAACGGCAUUUGGUCACUAUACCGCAUUUUGGUUCUUCGGAAGCUUUAGUCUUUUGAGUGUUUUUUUUACUGUCUUCAUUUUACCAGAAACAAAAGGAAAAUCACUGCAAGAAAUUCAAAACGAACUUGCCGGAAAAGCUCGAAAUAUUUAGAAGUAUCAAUAAAUUAUUGUAAAAUGAAAUUUAAAAUUGUUUUAAAUAAAUGAUCGUAUUUUUAUUUAUAAUUAACUAC